CCAAUUUCUUACAAGUGACGUUCGACAUCUCUGGCAUUUUUUGUUGAAAUAAUUUGUAUUGUUGUGUAUAUAAUUAAUUUAAUUAGAAUCUAAAUUUAUUUUAGACUGUAAAAGAUCCAGUAACUCAAAUGAUGGAUUCUCCCACAAAAUCAAACGAUUGUUACUUUUACUACUAUUCCACAUGUAUCAAGGGGGAUAACUGUGUAUUUCGCCAUGAGCCUCUUGCUCUGGGCUGUGAGACUAUGUGCGCUGCCUGGCAACAGGGCAAGUGUAUGGACAGAAGAUGUAAAUUACGUCACAUGGAACUCAGGAAAAACCGUAAGCAAAUUCCGUGUUACUGGGAGAAUCAACCGAGUGGCUGCCGGAAAAAGUAUUGUCCGUUCCUCCACAAGAACAGACAUGCAAGCGACAUGAGGGCCGAUGAAGUCACCCCUGCUAAUACUGUCCCAAACACCACUGCUCAACCAGCGAGCAGCGUGCCGGACUCGACCACGGCGGAGCAGCCGGCGCUGAGCACGGUGGUGCCGACGCCGGUGCCCGCGCCCGCCCCGCCGGUGCUGCAGCCACAGCUGCUGUGGCAGCAGCAGAGGCAGCAAGUGGUCCUCGACACUGCGAUCUUGGGUGUGCUCCCCGGCACCAACGAUCUGAUGCCGCGGCGCAUGGUGGCUCACCCCCACCCACACGCGCACCUCCCGCACGCCAUGCCCCACCCACAUGAGCAAUACGCACCGCUGCCCGUCGACAAUAUCGUCGUCAACUUCGAAGAAGAGUCCGAUAAUGAGAGCGCUCCGUCAUUCACGCCGACGAAAUGUGCCGAUGUGCCGGAGCCGCGAAAGCCGGAGCCGGAGACGCGGCCGAAGUGCGAGGAGCUGGAGCUGCUGGAGAAAAUACAGGCGGAGACCGCCGCCUUCUACGACUACGCCGCCCCGCCCCCCAUACUCAAGCCGGACGAGAGCAAAGUCAUCAAACUCAAUCUGUCCACGAAAUACAACAAGUCACUAGACGAACUAGCCGGCAAGAAGUCCUACGCCAAAAAGUCGUUGGACUUCAAAGUGAUGUCCCUCGACGAAAUUAGAGCCACCAAGAAGCCGAUCAAAAUAUCCACGAAAAGCAAAAUCACCACUCAGACUACGUCCGGCAAGAAAAUAAUCAAAGUGGUCAAAAGUAACUCGGUUAUCUACAAAACGCUCACGGACGCUCCGCCCACUAAAACUAAUUCAGCACCGAACCUAGCUCUCAAAAUCGGUGACGCGAGUAGAAAGCGCACGAUCUCAGAAACUAGUGACUUGAGCGUGCAAGAAAAUGAGCUAAUCGACAACUGCCACGAUUUCAAGAAGAUAAAAAUGGACGUGCAAACGCCCAAACCCGUUCUGCAAUUGAAAACUAAAUCUAGAAAGGCCGAGGAAGAAACGUGUAACGAACGAGUCAGUUCCAGCGACGAUAUUCUCAAAUCUGACGAUGAGGUCGAAUUCGUCAAAGAAUCUACGGACGACAAUAUCGAAAUACUCGACGAUCUUUACAACGAUUUCAAAGAUACGAGUAAAGAGGAGGAAGUCAUAGAUUUGUGUGAGGACGAAGACGUAGUUAUCACAGUGACAGAUAUAGAAUUAGACGCGAAUAGUUCAAGUAAUAAUGAAAAUAGCGAACAAAAUGUCGAUUCGAAUACAGACGUUUUUGAUGUGGAAACGUAGGAAGCUAAAAACGAAAUUAUUUAGGAAAAACACUGUGAUAUAAAAGUAAAGUAACUUAAAAGUACAAAUCUAAACAGAACUCGUGGACAUGUAGCUAGAUGACUUUGCUACCACAAAUGAUUGAAUAAAAAAAAGUAUAAUAUUCUAUGAUUGUUUGGUACCAACUUAUUUUGAUUAACGACCAAACUAAAAAGAUGAGGAUGAAAGAAAAAUAUAUAUAAGAGAAUGCUGAAUGAGACAUCAGCAGCUUUAGGUUAGUAGCCGAAUUUCGCUCUGUUUUGCGACCGGACUUUAGUUAUUGAUGUGAAAAAGUGGUUGGUGAACAGUGCCUUUCUCUAAGCAAUACUGUAAACAGACAAUUUAUUUCUAAGGACAUUGUACCUACCUCGAGAGGUACGUUAUUUUUUUAAACCUUCCCCUGUAUUUCAUAGAUUUGUACCGCAAGAGGUACCUAUAUUAUGUUCUUGUUAUUAACACAAUAUUAUUUAUUUCUUUUCUACGCGUAAAUAGCUUAUU
Messenger RNA from Aricia agestis (brown argus), 2207 nucleotides. RefSeq names its product zinc finger CCCH domain-containing protein 11B-like. The coding region runs from base 129 to 1691 and encodes 520 amino acids. The record is from RefSeq and is a predicted model, not a curated record. Lineage: Eukaryota; Metazoa; Arthropoda; Insecta; Lepidoptera; Lycaenidae. The transcript is spliced from 7 exons. Gene Ontology annotation, molecular function: metal ion binding.